Messenger RNA from Telopea speciosissima, 2289 nucleotides. RefSeq names its product subtilisin-like protease SBT4.15. The record is from RefSeq and is a predicted model, not a curated record. Bases 1 to 2289 code for a protein of 762 amino acids. Gene Ontology annotation, biological process: proteolysis. The transcript is spliced from 12 exons. Gene Ontology annotation, molecular function: serine-type endopeptidase activity. Lineage: Eukaryota; Viridiplantae; Streptophyta; Magnoliopsida; Proteales; Proteaceae.
AUGGCUACUACUCUGGCUCAUGGUGUAAAAACUUUAACUACUCAUGAAUCCCCAUCUUCGUUUCAUAGAUCAGUUGGAUCUCAUAACACCACAACUACUCAUAGAACAGAUGGAUCUGAUAAUGAAAGAAAGACAUAUAUUGUAUACAUGGGAGAUGCACCGGAGACCGGAAUUCCUGCUGUGGAUGAUCAUCACAAUCUCCUUAUUAAUGCGAUUGGAGACGAGCAAAUUGCGAGAGAAUCAAGAAUACAUAGCUACGGGAAGAGCUUCAAUGCGUUCGCCGCAAUGUUAUUGCCUCAUGAAGCAGAGCAAUUGAAGGACAAGGAGGGGGUAGUGUCUGUGUUUCUAAGCAAAAUAAAGAAACUUCACACCACAAGUUCCUGGGACUUUAUAGGGAUGCCUAUGACUGUGAAGAGGAACCAUUUGAGGGAGAGUAAUGUCAUUGUGGGUAUAUUAGAUUCAGGAAUUUAUAUGCAGUCUGAGAGUUUCAAUGAUGAAGGUUUUGGACCUCCCCCAACAAAAUGGAAGGGUAAAUGCCAAACAGGACCUAAUUUCCCUGGCUGCAACAAUAAGGUGAUAGGUGCAAGGUACUAUAACCUAGACCCAACAUUGAACAUAACAGAUCCAUUAUCACCAGAAGAUAGAAAUGGUCACGGGACACAUACGGCGUCGACGGUGGCCGGAAACCCGAUCUCCGGUGCCAAUUACUAUGGGAUGGCUGAAGGGAUAGCAAGAGGGGGUGUACCAUCAGCACGUCUUGCCAUUUACAAGGUGUGCUGGGGUGAAUUAUGCUCUGAUCUGGAAAUCUUAGCUGCGUUGGAUGAUGCCAUUGAUGAUGGGGUGGACGUGAUCUCUAUGUCCCUUGGUGGACAACCUGACUUAUAUUACAAAGAUGCAAUUGCCAUUGGUACCUUCCAUGCGAUGAGAAAGGGAAUCUUCACUGCUUGUUCAGCUGGAAAUGAGGGACCCGAUGAAAUGUCUGUCACUAAUGCUGCUCCUUGGAUCAUGACCGUUGCUGCUAACACCAUUGAUCGUCGCUUCAAGACUUAUAUGAAGUUGGGCAAUGGUUUGAUGGCCUCCGGAUAUAUUUCAAUUAAUACAUUUUCACCAGAAAAGACAUCUUACCCUCUAAUCAGUGGAACCCUUGCGAGGAAUGCCAGUUUUCAUGAUAAAUAUUUAAACGCAAGGUUUUGUGAUGUUGGAACAUUGGAUGCAAGCAAGGUGAAGGGAAAGAUUGUGUAUUGCUACAUGGCUGAUCCAUACUCUGUAUCAGGAUUGCACACUGCUGGAUUCAUCAACGCAGCAGUUUCCAACGAUACACUUAUCGACACUGCUUAUGACUUUGCUACACCGACAGUCUAUGUUGAUGCAAAUCUUGAUGCCCUGAUUGAUCGAUACAUUAACACUACCAGAAACCCACUUGCCGUUAUAUACAAGAGUUAUGUACAAAGACAACCUGCAUCUCCAUUUUUAGCUUCCUUCUCAUCUCGUGGACCUGAUACGAUCUCUAGAAGUCUCCUCAAGCCGGAUAUAAGUGCACCAGGGGUGGACAUACUAGCUUCAUGGACUAUGUUAGCUACUCCAACAGGUUCUGACGAUGAUAAACGCCAUUACCAUUAUAACAUAAUAUCUGGUACAUCAAUGUCUUGCCCUCAUGUUGCUGCUGUUGCUACAUAUAUCAAGACCUUCCGUCCUCACUGGUCACCGGCCGCAAUCAAGUCCGCCCUCAUUACCACCGGUGAUCCUCAGGGGGGCUUACUUCAUCUUGAUGGUUUGGGUUAUGGGGCAGGUCAGAUUGACCCAGUACGAGCGGUUCAGCCUGGUUUGAUCUACGACCUUGACCUAAAUUCCUAUAUAAGCUACUUAUGCAAGGAAGGCUACAAUGAGACAACCCUUGGUUUGCUCUCUGGGACCAAAGACUUGUCAUGCAAAGGGAAAAUUGAAGAGGGUUAUGAUGGGCUUAACUAUCCUUCCAUGAAUCUCAACCUUGAGAACAAUAAGCAUAUUUCAGCUGUGUUUAAAAGAACAGUGACCAAUGUAGGGUUUCCUAAUUCAGUGUAUAAGGCAACAGUGAAGACACCACCUGGUCUCAAUGUCAAAGUGAUCCCAAACACUUUGAUCUUCAAAUCUCUUCAGGAGAAGAAAACCUUCAAGGUUGUGAUGAAGGGAGCUGUUCUUAAGGGUAAUGACACAAGAGUUUUGGAGGCAUCACUGGAGUGGAAUGAUAAAUGGCACAAGGUCAGAAGUCCCAUUUUGGUUUAUAGGCCUGAUGCUAAAUAUUGGGGGUAA